UCCACCCGCGAGAGAAACUGCUUGGACCCGUUGGACCUCCGGGACUCCGUAAUCCUUUUGCAGAGAUCGAGGGUUUGGAUAAAGACCUUUUACUGCUGCUGCUUGCUGCAAACGAGCAAUCCUUCUUUUCCCGUCGCACACAUCCUAUCCGCAGCCUUAUAAUCCGGGUCACCUUGGCAUUUCUUCGUCUCGUCGUCUCGCAAUACGAGGUAUUUCACGGCCACCCUACCAUCGCAUCCACCCUCCCAUCUUCAUUAUCAUCGACAAAGAUGACCAACGAAAAACUGCAAAACAAGAAGGCGAACCUCUUGUUCAACAAGGAAAAACGAUCCGCCGUCAUCGCGGACACCAAAGCUAAACCCGCCUACUUGAACCAGAGGAGCCUUCUCACGCAUUUCAUCUUUGGACCUUAUGUCCUCUUGCCCAUCAUCUCGUCGUUGGUCUGGCUCGGAGGUCUGUUGGCUUUGAUCGGGCUGUGGACUAGUCAGGGGAAGCCCAAGUACAGGGGAGACGAGGCCUCUGUGGUCUUUGUGUCCGAUGUCGGUGCCGCCAACCAUACCCUCUUCAUCUGCAUCACCGUCCUCACCGCCGUCUUUUACGUGCUGUCCCUCUGGGCUGAGCGUUGGUUGCGUCACAUGGACCGACUGCCCGAGGAUGUGAGGAAGCGGGAAAGGGUUUUGGACUGGCUUGCCAUUUUCUUCGGGACGAUCGGUGGGAUCGCCUUGAUCAUGCUCGGUGUGUUCGACACUUUCGACUACUCUACCGUACACUGGUCGAUGACCGUCAUCUUCAUCGUCGGUGUGGCCAUCUCUGCAAUCUUCCAAUCUGCUGAAAUCUUCGCCUUGAAGAAGGAUCACCCUGAUAGGCAACACUUGAGGAGGAGCGCCUUCAUCAAGGUCUUUGUCGCUACCACUGCCAUUGCUGCCGCCAUCACGUUCGCCGGACUCUACGGUGCUUGUAAGGGUGAUGCCGACACUCCCCGAUGCAACAACAUCACUAGCGGCGCCGCCGGUGUCGAAUGGGGUCUGGCUUUCUGGUUGACUUUCUACAUCCUGAGUUUGGUCCUUGAUCUCUGGCCCGCUGGAAAGACCUCGCCCAGGUACCUCCGACGUCUCGCCAAGUGGCAAGAACAGAACGAACCUCACAACCUCGAGCACGACUUUACCGGACGAAACGCCUUUGCUGCCUACCCCGAACGAUGGCAAGGAGCCGACGGACAGGCUCUGCCCGAGAACGCCCCCGUCGACUCUGGGGUUGUCGCUUACCCUGUCCCCGCCGGUUCUCCUCCCGCUCACGGUUACAGCAACUCUACCGAGCCUUUGCCUCUGUCGGCUACUCCUCAUAACUUUGAAGGUGCUGGAUACAGGGAGAGCUACGAUAGGAGUGCCAGACCUAGCACGACUUAUGGGAGCGAUACCGGGCUGGUAGGAGGGAGGCAGUACGCCUAAAAGGUCGAUAUGGAAGGCGUGGACAAGAAAGUCUCGUCUCGUCGUUUGCCUACACUCUGGUCGAACAAUAACAUUCAAACACGAUACCCCUACAAGCUACCAGGAACAUACGUAUAAUAUUCUCGCCCUGUACUACCUCUUUGCGUGUUACCACUGUAGCUAUUAUCACUACCUGCCCAGAUCCCAUAGACAUGAGCGAUUCACAACGUCACUGUCAGCCCUCGGUGGCAUUUACGCCCGAUUGAGAUUUAAUUCGGUGAAUGAC
Messenger RNA from Filobasidium floriforme, 1713 nucleotides. Its product is annotated as Frag1/DRAM/Sfk1 family-domain-containing protein. The transcript is spliced from 7 exons. The record is from RefSeq and is a predicted model, not a curated record. Gene Ontology annotation, cellular component: plasma membrane. NCBI's taxonomy places the organism in Eukaryota, Fungi, Basidiomycota, Tremellomycetes, Filobasidiales, Filobasidiaceae. The coding region runs from base 270 to 1448 and encodes 392 amino acids.